AUGGUAGAUAGUGAUCAACAUGAAAGAUUGAUGGUUAUGCCUUCCAAUGAAGAAGUAAAGAGAGCAGUUAUGGGGUUGAAUGGGGACUCAGCAGGUGGACCAGAUGGCUUCACUGGAGCCUUUUAUCAAACAUGCUGGGAAAUCAUUGAAGAAGAUGUAGUAGGCAUGGUCAAGGCUUUCUUUUGCGGUCAGCAAUUGCCAAAGAGUGUGACACACACAAACCUGGUUUUAUUACCAAAGAAAAAAGAAGUUAUGACCUUUGCAGACAUGAGACCAAUCAGUCUAAGAAACUUUGUUAACAAGAUUUUCUCGAAGGUUAUUCAUGAAAGGUUGGUUGAAUUUUUACCAAACUUAAUCUCACAGGAACAGGCAGGUUUUGUGAAGGGAAGAAGUAUAGUUGAGAAUGUACUGUUAACUCAAGAAAUCAUUACGGAUAUCAGGUUAAGAACAAAAGCAGGCCCAAAUGUUGUGAUUAAGCUCGACAUGACAAAAGCUUAUGAUAGACUAUCAUGGCUAUUCCUGACCAAAAUGCUAAGGAAGAUGGGAUUUCCUGAAGCGUUUAUUGGAUUGAUCUUUGAUUUGAUUGGGAAUAAUUGGUAUUCUAUUCUUAUAAAUGGUCAACCAAAUCGUUUCUUCAAAUCAUCGAGGGGAUUUAAGCAGGGUGACCCUUUAUCGCCAACCCUAUUCAUUCUAGCAGCAGAAGCACUAUCUCGAGGAUUGAAUUCACUACACACUAACCUGUAUUUCUUUGGAUUUGGAAUGCCAAAAUGGAGCCCAAAAAUAAAUCAUCUCUCAUACGCUGAUGAUACAAUCAUUUUCUCCUCAUCUGAUGAAACUUCACUGAGACUUGUCAUGGAGGUUUUGCAAGCUUAUGAAUCAUCGUCUGGUCAACUGGUGAACAAAGCCAAAUCUGCCAUAUACCUGCAUCAUUUAACGGAUAAUGAGGUGAUUAACAAGGUUAAAAGGAUUACAGGUAUAGGAAGACAAUGUUUCCCUAUGACCUAUCUUGGUUGCCCUAUGUUUUAUGCAAGAAGAAGGAGUGACUACUACCAGGGAUUAAUCACUAAGGUCAUGGACAAAUUGCAGUCGUGGAAAGGCAAACUCCUAUCUGUAGGAGGCAUAGCUGUAUUGAUCGCAAAUGUCAUGCAGAGUAUCCCAAUUCAUAUGUUGUCAGCAGUUAAUCCACCAAUUUAUGUGAUCAAUAAAUUACAUAGCAUUUUUGCCAAAUUCUUCUGGAGCAGCAAUGUGGGAGGCAACUCUAGACAUUGGUCAUCGUGGACUAACCUUUGUAUGCCUUAUGAGGAGGGAGGCAUAGGCUUCAGGUCCCUACAUGAUGUAUCCAAGGCACUAUUCUGUAAAUUGUGGUGGAAUUUCAGGACAAAGCCCAGUUUAUGGAGUGCAUUUAUUAGUCAAAAGUACUGCAAGAAACUAAAUCCAGUAAUUGUACCUUGGAAGCGUGGAUCCCACGUGUGGAGAAAAAUGCUAGAAUGUAGGGACUUGAUUGAGCAUCAAAUCUACUGGAAACCGAGAAUGGGAUCUGCUCAAUUCUGGUUCGACAAUUGGACUGAGUUGGGAGCCUUAUAUUUCCAAGUGCUUGCAGAGUUUGGUAUCGAUGAGGAUAUUCACAAUGUCAAUGAUCUGGUUGAAAAUGGUAUGUGGAACUUGGAAAAAUUAUAUCAGACUCUACCUGAAGAUUUGGCAAACCACAUUGUGCAGAAUAUUAGACCACCCAUCGAAUGUGCAGAGUUAGAUACACCAUUCUGGAUGCUUGAAACAAGAGCUAGGAAUGUUUGGAGUUACUUCCUGAGGAGAGCAGGAAUUGCAUUACAAGGGUUGUCAUUACAACAAGAAAUUACAAAGUGUUGGACAGCACCAGUUAUUCCCAGAUUGAAGCCUAUCAUGCAAGCACUGCCAGCGUGUAUUGUUUGGGAGCUAUGGAAAAGGAGGAAUUCACUGAAAUAUGGGGAUGUUGUAUCUAUCAACAGGGUAAUUUAUCAAGUUUCAUCCACAAUUCAAUAUCUAGUGAAAAUCAGGAAACCAGGCAUUUACGUACCUCAUAAAUGGAAAGACUUACUGCAUACUUUAGAGAAUUAUGUUCCUAAGUUGAGGUGGGAAAAGGUGUUAUGGGAGCAGCCAAGUAAUGGUUGGAUCAAAGCCAAUACGGAUGGGGCAUCAAGAGGGAAUCCUGGCAGGAGUGCAAUUGGGAUAGUUCUCAGGGAUGAAUUUGAAGAUAUCAGUUAUGCAACAGGAAGAGAAAUAAAGGAGGGAUCUAAUAAUGAAGCAGAGGCGACAGCAUUAGUAGAGGCAAUGAGAAUGUGUAGAGCAAUGAACUUCAACAACAUUUGGCUACAGACAGACUCAUUGAUGCUUAAAAACAUUAUAGAUGGACUGUGGAAACCACCUUGGAAUAUUGUGGAUGCAGUAGAGGAAAUCAACAGUCUCAAAGAGGGGUGUAAUUUCAAAAUAUCCCAUAUAUUUAGAGAGGGAAACAAACUAGCAGAUCACCUUGCAAACUAUGCUCUUGACAGUGGUAACAUCGAGAGUUUUGAUUUCUGGGAACUUGAUGUAUCAAGCAGGAGGAUGGAUCAGCUUAAAAAUUUGAGCGUGACAUUGUUUUCACAACACCAUAUGCACCAGCAUCACUCGAGAGAAUCAAAAAGCAAUGGUCACAGCUUUUUGCACUACACGCUUGUCUUCAUUGGCAUCUCUGAGCGUAAUCCAAGAAAGGUGGUGUAUGUUGGAGGCUGUGAGCACAAUGUCACAUGGGAGAGGUCAGUCUGGAAAAAGGUCAUAGGCAUCAGUGAGAGAGUUAGUGCUAAUUCAAUUGAAGAGAACAGUUACGAUCAGUUGUUGCAGCAGCACGUAUUUUGGCGAGCUUUUGCUUGGUAUGAUGCAAAAGAGACAAGCCACGAUAAAGUUCAAAAGCAUACCUUUCAUUGA
Molecule: messenger RNA, 2940 nt
Organism: Nicotiana tabacum (common tobacco)
Lineage: Eukaryota; Viridiplantae; Streptophyta; Magnoliopsida; Solanales; Solanaceae
Source: RefSeq, a predicted model, not a curated record